UCUCUCGUUACUUAAAGAGAACUGCCUCUCCUCAAUGAGCACAUUGACCAAGCAACAGCAGAUUGAUAAAUGCUACCACUUUCUGCCUUUUCACUCUCUCUUCAUAUCUUAGUAAUUACCCUUUUUGGUUCAAACUGAAAAAGUUCGUCUCUUUCUGGCAAAAAGAUAUUUCCAGUUACAUGAACUUCUGAUUUUGAGGUGGGUUUUGAUACUUCUUGCUUGAAAAUGGAAAUUGGAUGUCAGCUUGAAGUAGAUGUCAAUGGCGAUGAGAUUUUCGUGAUGGAUAAGAAAGUUCUUGCACAUUUCUCAGGAAAAUUGAGAAAAUUAUUUGGGAAAUUGGCUGAUAAUGACAACACAGCACACAUGAAAGUGAUAUUCCAAGACUUUCCAGGAGGUGCAGAUGGUUUUGAGCUAGUUGCAAGGUUUUGCUACAACAAUGGCAAAAUUGAGAUAACUCCCUCUAAUAUAGUUCUACUAAAUUCUACUGCUUAUUUCAUGGAAAUGGGAAAUAAUAGUAGUAGCUCAGCAACACUCAACUUAAUAGACCAAACGGAAAAAUCUCUUGAAGAGAUUAAUUACUGGACUUGGUCUGACCUCCUUGUAGCUUUCAAACAAUGCCAAGAAAUAUUUCCUGCAACAAAUUCGUCAAUUCUACUUGAGAAAUUAUUGAACUCCAUUGUCGGAAAGCUUGCUAUGUCUACUGCAAGUCCAUUUAGAUUUUGCUCAGAGAAUUUUAGUUCCCAGCUUUCCUCUGAUGCAAGCAGCAUUUCUAGUACAAGAAACGACUGCUAUCUACCCACUUGUUGGUUUCAAGAUCUUUUGUUCUUGAAUUUCAACUUUCUCGACAAAGUGAUCAGGAUGAUGAUAUCCCUUAAAUUAAACCAUGUUAUCAUUUUUAAGUUUCUCAUCUUUUACAUGAAAUCAAGACUUCUUAGUAUUGGACUUGAUGAGAAGCGCCAAAUGGUAGAAGCUGUAAUAAGUAUGCUUUCAUUACUCGAUAAGAAUUGUCUUUCUUGCAAGGGCUUAUUUGAUAUUCUUCGAGUCAUCUCAAGCUUGAAAACAAUAAGAAAAUGCUACAAAGUCAAGUUAGAGAGAUUAAUAGGUUCACAGCUUGAUCAAGUAACUUUGGAUCAUCUGCUAAUUCGACCUCCCAAUAGGAAAAUUUAUACCAUGUACGAUGUGAAUUUGGUUUUAAGGCUUGCAGAAGCCUAUUUGCUUCAAGGUUGGAUAAGUCCAAGUCGGUUGAAUAAGGUUGCUUGCUUGAUUGAUUCCUAUCUAAUAGAAAUAGCUUUAGAUUUUCGUCUGAAACCUUCCACAUUCGCGGCAUUACUGUCAGUGCUUCCAGAUUCUGCAAGAAAAACUAGUGACAGACAAUACCAAGCCAUUGACUUAUACAUUGAGGUCCAUACUCAAUUAAAGGAAGAAGACAAGGUUAAGUUAUAUUCUGCACUGAAUCAAACAAAACUAUCGGCCGAAGCUUCGCAAGCUCAAACUUACAAGGUUUACAUUACGCAGCAAUCCAAGCAUAGUAGCUCAAUCAUCAAAUUGUUUAAUGGUAAGUUAAAGAAAAAUGGUAGAGAAGAAGCUGAGCAAGUCCUUUCUUUCACAAUAAAGCAAGAACAUUCAAGGGAAACUGGGAAUCUUGAAACACACUUGCAACAAAUGCAGUUGAGAGUUGCAGAACUUGAAAAAGUUUGUCCAAUGAUGGAAUCCCACAUGCCAAAUGUAGCGGAACAAAGAUUGUGUAAAUCAGGUAAAGUUAGAUCGUUGCCAAAACUAUGUUCAUGAUAGAAAAUUAAUAUAUUAAUUAUGUAUAUACGUAGAUUUUGCUGUUUUUCCAAGUACAACCUCUUCUAACAUAAGAGACGGGAAUUCCAACCUUAAUUGUCCAUCUUCUAAUACAAAUUAGAGUGGUUAAUUAAGCACAAUAUUGUCGUUUUACCUAUUGGAAAAAAUCAACACAAAGUGCGCAUCUAUGUCUUCCUUUCCCAAAACCAAGAAUAAUUAAGAGAUAAAUGGAUGUUUCUGAAGAAUAUCUAUACAGACUGCUGAGCCUACUCAGAGCCGAUUGAGCCAGCGAGCUAUGCGGGAAAAGGCACGCUCAUUUGAGAAAUCCGAAGCCCAAACUGUAAUUAAUGAGGUUUCAGAAACCAAAGCAUUUUCUUACCAUACAUUAGUGUUCUUGUAAACGAC
Jatropha curcas is the source of this 2193-nucleotide messenger RNA. RefSeq names its product BTB/POZ domain-containing protein At3g22104. Lineage: Eukaryota; Viridiplantae; Streptophyta; Magnoliopsida; Malpighiales; Euphorbiaceae. Gene Ontology annotation, molecular function: protein binding. The record is from RefSeq and is a predicted model, not a curated record.